Molecule: messenger RNA, 10924 nt
Organism: Temnothorax curvispinosus
Lineage: Eukaryota; Metazoa; Arthropoda; Insecta; Hymenoptera; Formicidae
Gene: Nuak1
Exons: 15
Coding region: 1194-9518 (2774 amino acids)
Biological process (GO): intracellular signal transduction; microtubule cytoskeleton organization; protein phosphorylation
Cellular component (GO): cytoplasm
Molecular function (GO): tau-protein kinase activity; protein serine/threonine kinase activity; ATP binding
Source: RefSeq, a predicted model, not a curated record
GGCCGUAAUCAUCGCGGUCCGAACACAGCGAACACUCCGAACGCAUCGAACGUUCAGCCGUUUCUAGCAUUCAUGUCCAAAAUUAGUAAAUAAAGAUGAACGAGAUGGCAGCGUUCGAGCCGUGCGCCGUGUCGUCGUCCUCGUCUUCUUCGUCUACUUCGUCUUCCUCGUCUUCCUUGUCUUUCUCCUCCUCUUCCCCCUUCUCCUUCUCCUCCUCGACGACCUCGACGUCUCGCGAUUCUCGCGAAGAGUGCUCAGCAAAAUGAAGUGGAAACGUGCCGUGUGUCUCGUGAUUGUCCAGGAAAGCUCGAGGGACCUCACCGUGUGACCGGCAAGUGACAAAGGCUCUCGCUUCAGAGGCAGAGGAAUCAGGAUUCAGAGGGUCAGAGGGUGUGCGUGAGACAUUACCAUUUACGAUUAUACUGCGGUCUCAGUCUCGGUCCCGCUUGUGGCUCGCGUUCGCUGGUGGCUGGUGGCUGGUGGACGGUGGACGGUAGAGACUUGCUCGAGGAUCGCGAGGACGGACGAGCGAGCGGACAGUCAGUCGGAUGAAGCCUGGAAGAGCGAGAGAGCGAGAAAGAGAGAGAGAGAGAAAAAAGGAAUAAUCCGCGCUCCAGAGUUCACGCUGUAAGUUAUUUCAAAAACAACCAAUGCACUCGGCCGACAUCUCAAGUGAUCUAUUGAUAUGUACAACUGCUCAAAAUCAAAAUGACUAAAAAGUACAGAGAAUACUACAGAGAAUUGGAGAAAAAAGAAGAAAAAACAUACGUGGAGAGAAUGCCGGCGAAAGCACGUAAAAAGAGGCAGAUUUUCUGAACGUGGUGUCACCAUGUUCUUUUUAAAAGAAGAUAUCUAACAGGGGUAAAGUAAAAAAGGUAACGUUAUUUAAAAGCAUCACCGUAUUGACCAUAUUGAAAGUAAUAGCAAUCUCUCGGUAUAUUUUAAUUAUACGUACGCAGACGCACUCUUGACAGCAUUUCCUGCAUUACUAGUUGAAAGAAAAUGUUACAAAUAUGAUUGUUGUCUCUCUCAGAUCUCGCUAUUGUGGACAAUAUAGACUGAUGUGAGCGGUUCAGACGGUUGUCGUCGCGCGGUUUCCUAAUGAUAAAAGAGGAGCUCAGCGCGCUCGCCCACGGGCCACGGAGAACGACGCGCGUGUACGUAAUCGCAAGCUCGAGCCUACUGUUCCGUAAAUGAUAAACGCGGACAAGAUGGUUGUCGGAGAAGCAAGUAUACAUAAUAUAAUGGGGGGGAUGGAGAGCACGGGUGGCGUGCGCCUUCAUAAUCACAAGCGGAAGCUGAAGCAAAGGUUCGACAUUAUAAAGAAAUUAGGACAGGGCACCUAUGGUAAGGUGCAAUUGGGAAUAAACAAGGAGACUGGUCAAGAGGUGGCAAUAAAGACAAUUAAAAAAUGCAAAAUAGAAACGGAAGCUGAUCUGAUCAGAAUACGGAGGGAGAUACAGAUCAUGUCGAGUGUUCAACAUCCGAAUAUUAUUCACAUUUACGAAGUGUUCGAAAACAGAGAGAAGAUGGUGCUGGUAAUGGAGUAUGCGGCCGGGGGAGAACUAUACGAUUAUCUAAGCGAGCGAAAAGUUCUGGGCGAGCACGAGGCCCGCAGAAUAUUCCGGCAGAUAGCCACCGCUGUUUUCUAUUGCCAUAAACACAAAAUCUGUCACAGAGACCUGAAGCUCGAGAACAUUUUGUUGGACCAAGUCGGAAACGCCAAGAUAGCCGAUUUUGGUCUCUCGAACGUGUUCGACGAGCAGCGAUUAUUAAGCACGUUUUGCGGCAGUCCGUUAUACGCGAGUCCGGAGAUAGUGAAAGGAACUCCUUAUCACGGGCCGGAAGUGGAUUGCUGGAGUCUAGGUGUUCUACUGUACACAUUGGUCUACGGUGCUAUGCCCUUCGAUGGGUCCAACUUUAAACGACUAGUCAAACAGAUCUCACAAUCCGAUUAUUUCGAGCCCAAAAAGCCAUCCCCCGCUUCGCCGCUUAUAAAGGAGAUGCUCACGGUAUGUCCCGGCAGACGUGCCGAUAUCGAGAGAAUCUGUACUCACUGGUGGGUGAACGAAGGUUACGAGCAGAAUUGUCUCGAUAUCGCCGAGGAUUUGGCAGCUCAGACGCCAGUUCGACUAGAUCUGUUGCUCUCUCUGGUGCCACAGUCGGCCAGCGCUGAGAAAUUGCUAGUGGGAGGCGAUCAGCAGGCAGGCGGGGAUGUCGCAAAUAAUGUGUCUUCCGAAACUUUGGUGCCUACUAGAUGUCAUUCGGUCGGUAGCUUAAUGGAACUCGAUCAGAAUAGCUCCGACAGAAGGAUAAGAGAGUUGUUCGAGGAGGAACAACCGAGGUCUUCCGCAGCUGGAGACGCUAAGAGAAAACUAGAGACAACACCGUCGAUGGACGAGACGGCCGCGGCGGGCGUGAAGAGGAAAGAGAGGUCCAGAAGGAAAGAAAAGUUAGACGAAAGAGAGCCUAGGGCGUACAGAUCUUCGUCAAGGCAUCAUUCGGCUCCAAUUCCAAAUUCUAUUUCGGAAGAGGCGAUGGAGGUGGAACCGGCAGCCAUUGUAACUGUUCCUAUGAGUAAGACUGUUGACUUUGAUAAAAUAGAAGAUACGGCAGCUUGUCUAGAGCUGAUCGAAGAAUCGAAGGAGAGAUCGUCAAGUAAAGAGAGAAGUAAGACUCCGUUGAUAAACGAAUAUCAACAGUCACGUGAGCCAUUGUCUACCGAGAGCGUUCAGCAGAUCUGUGAGAUCGAUCGAAAGGCUAGCGAUGAGCGAGACAAGUCGCAACAAAAGUGUACCAAGUCUCCUAACAAUAGUUUAUACGGAGACGUGAUCGAGAGGAUUGUUUUAGAAAACACGAAUAAAGUAGCGAACGAGAAAGCGUUUAACAAUAAUAAGUCAGGCAAUAUGGAAUCAAAAGUGCCAAAUAAAAGCGACACAAACGUCAGAAACGAGACGUACGUGUCGCAAGAUAACGUGCAGCAAUUAGAACCAACGGAGAACGAUUUUAAAAAGCUGAAAGAAAAAGCACUCUCCUUGGAUUCCGAGCUGUCGAAUGAGGUGACAAACGACGCUCCACCUGCUAAACCCGUCGAGAGACGGCGCUCUAAAAUAUUUGAGACAGCUGAAAAGUUCAAUCAACUGUCGUCUACCGCGGAAAACGAGAAACCUAAAAAGAUCUUUAUUCCUGGCGUUAACGUAGGAGGCGCGAAACGAGCCUUUGAACGAAAGGCUAGUCUUUCGUCUAUAACCACACCACCACCUGCGAAAGUCAGCGCGUCCAAAGUUAUCAUCGAUGUACCAACCAACAAGAAAAACGAGAAGGACGAGCAGAAGCUAGCACUGGGAGAUUGUGGAGAUCGAGAGAUGAUUACCGAGGACAAAUUGGAUAAGCGAGAUGAAGCGAAGAAACGCGCUGUCGAUAUUAUUAGUGGUGCCAUCGGUAAGCCUCCAAUGCAGAAGAAAUUGAACGGCUCGCCGCCUCAGAUAUCGCCUCAGAGCCUGGACUCCAAGAAACUCGGAUUGAAGAUACAGGUUGCGCCGAAUGACGUGCGAUCGGCCACGGUGUCGGUCUCUACGCCGGUCGAGACGAAAUUCGGCCUUGAUGUUAAACCAGCGACACCAGAAACAACUAUCACAAGUACGUCUGACACAACUGGCGUCGAAAAUUCGCAGUUGGAGGAACCUAAGAUAUCUAGUAAAAUGGAAAUAAUGUUAAAGAGUGCAACGUUACCGAGACGAAAAACAAGCAAAGCUGAAAUUACAUUGUCCGGAGUCAGGCCGCCAGAAACUGUAGCAUUCAAGUCUGAGGUAGAAGCUAAGAUUGAUGCUUUUCAGCCGCAGAAAUUGCGCACGCAAAGAUCGGAGGUGGCGUUCCCAGUUGCCGCAGCGGUGCCUCAUGCAAACAGAAGUUCAAGCUUAGAACCAGAAGGCAGACCUAAGGCUGCACCGCCGAAAGAAAGAAUUAUACCUAUCCAGGUAGAGGCAGGACUUGAGCGUACACAGCAUUCGUCCACACCACCGCCUAAACCGCCAAUGUCCCAGAGAUCGAUGUCUCAACGAUCAGAUUCUCUGUCUCGCCAAUCGACCGCCGAUUCAGACACGGACAGCGCUCUCGGUUCAACCAUAGGACCGGAGCCAAUCAGGAAGAGUCCUAGAGAGUACAUAAUUCCUAUCGCGGUAGAGGGAGGCGGUUACGUUACUCCCAGAUCGGGGAGUCUGGAGCCGGAGAAUAAGACUGGCACACCGACAAGUACGAAUCCAUCGAGAUCCCGAUUCGGUAGACCAAGAAGAAUGAGCUCUCUUUUAUCGGACGCUAGCGAAGACGAGUCUCCCUUCUCUCCGUUGCAUGGGGAGGAUUUGUUGCAAAGACAUAUGCAUCGGUUGAGGAGUUCGCGACCAUCCAGGCAACCAUCCGAGCACGCCGACAGCUUGUCGUCUGGCGAGGACGAUGAUGAUGACGGUUUCGAGUUAUUGACUGCUGAAAACUUGUUUUCCACAUUGCUGUCCAGAGUGCGAAGUCUGACGCAGCGACUCAACGUUGAUGAUAAUCGAUCUGCUGGUUUCCCAAGCAGUAGACUGUUUGGUAGACUCGGCUCCCAAUCAUCGCAAGCGUUUUGGGGUCUUAACAAACCGUUGUCCAGCUACGAGAGCUAUGUCGAAACACGGACCAUGACUACGCGGCUGUCGGAAUCGCAAUUUAAACAUUCUCUGAAUCGCGAUGCGGAUAUAUUUUCGAAGAGAGACUCCGCCAGUACUUCUAAUCCCGGAACUCCAAAUAGUCCUGGAUCGCGUAGCACACCUUCCAGAGAGAGUGUCUUUGAAAUCGGGAACAACACCUUACCCAGAGAUAAUGUAGAAGAAACACGCAAAGCGGAAGACAUGGAAACGGAAACAGCGGCGAAAAUGAGGAAAGAGGCGCAAGAAUCUCUGGAGCAGAAUUUCACUCCCAGCUUGGCACGUAGAUUGAGUAGGCAAUUUAUUGAGCAAACCCGACAAUCCGUUCCGCGUUCACCAUCAUCUGCGCGCGACAACAACAGGAACAGUUAUCAGUCGCCAACGAGACAUAUGGCGCAAAGUCUGGUAGGGCCGAGCGAGGUUGCAAAACGUUACUCCACAUCCACGACCACGACUUCCGAUCGGACCGAAUACAGAGGCAGAUCGCUCGAUCGAGGUAUUAGGAGGGCCAACAGCUUGCUAGAGCCAUGCAAAUACGAUAAAUCGGAACGGCACUCCCCACGAAGAAGCAUCAGCCUGUUCGACGAUGACGACAACUGCGAUGACAAGCUAUUGCCGCCUCUACCGAAACAUAUAAUGACGCUCGGUCGCAGAUUCAAGGAAUCGGUUAGAUCGAACGUCAUUGGUAACGUGAGGCGAGAUAGCUUUCACGGUUACAGAACGGACAAGAUCCAGGAAGAGCCCGGCGACGAUACGCACCUGUCUGCCUGCGGACUCAAAGAGGACAUGGACAACAUUACGGAGGACGGUUCCAUAUUGGAGGAUACAUCGAUAUCUGGGUGCAACUCGAACGCUACAUCGAUGAACAACACCACCAUCACCACCACCAUUACCUCAAGCCAGUCGGCCAGAUCCUGCGAAAUCUCACCCACGGAAUCCUCGUCGAAUCUGGGUGACUACGGCAAGUCGGUCUGCAGGUCCGAUCUCUCAAAGAGUUUCGAGAACCGAUUGCUCGCGGCGGAGAAUCUAAUCAAAGAGUCGAAAUUGAAGAAUUUGACGUCGCAACAAUUUAAUCCGAAUCUCAACUGCAAUUACAAGGAUACGGACAAGUGCGACAAGGAGACUCUGAUGACCACUUCGGAUCCAUUGUCAUUGGGAUGCACCAAGAGACGCAGUUGCAUUCCGAGUCUCAGAUUACGUUCGGGCUCGUUGACUAGAGAAUCGAGCGUGAGCGUGGACCGCGGAAAGUCGCUCGCCGGCUCAUCUGACUCGUCAGUCGGAGGCGUUAAUCAGGAAAGAUCAAUUCUGAGCAAACUCUUCAAAGGCAACGGCAACGGUAAGGAGGCCGAACCCAAGGACCCAAGCAAUAGAAGCCAAAAACCGAAACAUCGUAUCUCACGCUUCUUGCGACCGGACUUUUUCGAUACGCCGCGAGAGGAAAGUCAGUACGUGAAGGAGAAGGAAGCGCAGAGAGCGGCGGAGAACGAGCGUCGGAAGUCGCGGUUCAUGAGGCGAAAAAAUGAGAGCAAGGAGCGCAAGGAGGACGACUCGAAGGACGAAAAGAUCUGUAAGGAACUAAAGAAUGAGAUAAACGCGCUGCAAAAGGAUAAGUUGGACGGUGUCGUCCCGGCCGCCGCUUUUUUCUCCUCCUCUCCCUCCUCCUCCUCGCCGUCUUCCUCUUCCUCCUUCAAGGACAAGUCCAACAAGGAAGAGAAAAAGAGAGCGAAGACCGAACAAGGCUCGAAGAGCAGUUUUCUGCAUUCGUUGGAGAAGAAGCUGGAGAGGUUGCGCUCUAACGAUGAGACGACCAGCACGGCUGCGAAGCCGACGAUGAACGGCAGCUCGAUCUCAGGCGAUCUCACAAAGGAACACGAAUUGCGUGAGUGCUCCGCGCCGCCCGUGUCCGCCGAGUGUCCGUCCGCGGAACUGAGCUUGUCCGAGGUGAAGAGAACGUUGAGCGUGGAGGAUCUCUCGCGUCGUGGAGGAUCAAACAAGGACGCGAAGAAUGUGACGCCAUCCAAGGGACGAGUGACGUCGGUAUUGGGACUGUUCAAGACGAACGCGGAUACCACCAAACGGAACGCGAACGGCGGCAGCCGGACGCAGAAUGCGAUUAUGAGCAAAUUGAAGAGGAGCCCGCCCAAGGCCGUCAAGUCGGUCGAGUCGUCUUUCAUGGAGGAAGACGUAACCGCGACGAGUAAAAUACCGACGAAAUUCCCUAGAACCGACAAUAAGUCGACGAAAAAGCUCCCGGAGAACAAGAGAUCGCCACCUAAGGAGAAGGUAGGGACCGAGUUGAAAAGAUCGCCGCCCAAGGAGAAAGCUAAGGAAAAAGAGUCGAUCGUUAAGGAAAGGAAAACUUUGAUGGAAAAGCAAUCGAGGGAAAUUAAAAGAACGCCGGAAAAAAUGGCGCCAUCCUCGGACUCCUCGGCGUCGUCAUCCGUGGAUAAAAUAAAGCUAGACAAAACAGUGGACUCACCGAAAAGAAAGUCGUUGGACCAGUCGGAAUCUCUGUGGAAAAUCGUGGAAGAUAAGCACGCAGAUUCCAUCGUCAGUAGCGAAGAUAAGAAACUGAUAAAAACCAAAAGGAACAUUAGCUCUCUAGUAGGCAUGAGGAACGAGUCCGUCGCGACAAGGAUCGACAAAAGCGAAGAUGUCGAUAAAGUCGAUAAGAAGAUUAAGAAUUUGGUCAAACCGAAGGAAGAUGCGGUCUGUGCUAAAGAUGAGAUCGAUGGUUCUAAGAAGAGAAUAGUACGCGUUGUGAGGAAAGUCGUCAAGAAAUCGUCCGACAGCUCUGAGAACAAGUCCGACAAAAAAGGCAAAUCAUCGAAGCUGCCAAAUGCGAAGAAACCCGUGAUGAUGAAGAAGGAGAAGAGUCCCGAAGGUCCAAAUGUCACGGCACGAGGAAAGGAAGGUUUGAUUUCGAUCGAAGGAAACGAUCCCAAUGAUCAGACUCCCGCGACCGCGGCCGCGACACGGGCCAAGUCGGACUUGCCGGAAAAGCCCAUGAAUGCCAAACAUGCUACGGAAAAUACAAAUGCGACGCGGAGUGGCAUUGAGGAAACCCAUACUGGAUCGGAUAACGUCGAUGUAAACGAUGUUAAAUCGCUUGCCGCAGCCCCGCGGGCGAAUUCUCAGAACUGUCCAAGUUUGAGCGCUUUGCCGCGGGACUUGUCAGUUCCCGCGGUUCCAACGAGUCCCGCAGCUCGGAUCGACUCGAGCUUCGAUAUCUGUCAGUCGAGGCAACAGCCAUUGGAACAAUCUCGGCCGAGUAGGGCGAAUCUGAAACUCGAUCUGUCCAAGAUACCGCAACACGCAUUUAGACACGCGACUCCCAAGAGAGAGCCGGACUCGCCUAGGUCCGUGUCACCCAGGGCGAAUCCCGCCAUCCCAUCUGUCGGAUCGCCUAAAACGGACGAUCCGUUAGAGAGGUGUGGUUCGGACAAACUGAUGGAGUGCUUGUCCAAGAUGACGCACCACGCCAACAUUACCGGCAACAAGAUAAUCAUCGAUAAGCCGUUGCGAGCGAGGGACGUUGCCGAUCUGAAGCGAGAGGUCACCGAAUGCGCCAGGAUCAUAGAAAAUCACGUGGAAUCGCGUGGAAACGAUCCAGCUCGCUCCAGCCAGCGAGCCGUCGCCGAUCAGGCAUUCGUUUCGGGCGAACCGAAAGAGAUUGUACAGGACGAAGAAUCGAGAGAGAUCAAGCUGAAUUCUUCUCAAGGGUUCAACGACGUUAACCACGGAGUGACUAAAGAGGCUAAAGAGCCACCGGAUGAUUGCACCAGCGAGAUAUUCUCACCCGAGGAGCCCGAAAGUUUCGAUUCCUGGUCAAUCUGCUCGGCUGACCUGAAUCACAAUCGCAGCGAUUUGCACUCGCCGACAUCGCCGUCGUACUCUCUAUUCAUGCGUGGCGACAGCUCGGAAUCGGUAAUAGAUCGAAUACGAAGGCGCAGUUUCUACUCGAGAUUCAAUGACCGAAAGAGGCCAUCCUUGACGGCGCCGCCACCGGGAGUGAGCAGCGUGACUCUGCCUAGAAGAUUCAGCUUCAACAGUUUUAGAGAGAGGGACCGCGACCGAGACCGAUCGUAUAAUUAUGGAGUUCCCAGGAUGAGGGCGAAGGACAAAAGUUACAUUUUGUACGGCGACGACGAGGUGUCCUCGAGGAAAUCACCGGUCGACCGAGAGAGAUGCAGCGACGCAUUGAACAUGUCGUUGCACGGUCAUCAGACGGAAGCGAGAAAGUUGUUCGAUCCUUACGGUAGUACGGGCUUGCCGUCUUCCUCACACGAAUCUCUCAGGAGAUACGUGAGAUCCCCGACGCUGGACCUCGUCGCGUCUCGCGCCAAGUAUCACAGCACGGACGUCAUUGCGGACAACGAUCUCACUCGAGUACCCUCGUACAAGAGUACCCUGUCGAGAUCGUUCCUGAACGACGGUGUCGCGGACUCUUCCUAUUGCGGUAGAAGCACGUCGACUUUGCCGAAGAAGUAUGGCUCCACCGUCAGUGGCCUAGAACCGAAGAGCGUAGAGUAUUACGAGGAGAUUCUAUCACCGAGCAAUCCCGAUUAUCUAUCACCACGCGACACCUGCCGUUCGCCGUUGCUGGAUAUCUAUCUGAGCAGAUGCGAAAACGGAUGUAAUCACAACGGCAAUUUGGAUUUGCAACAGUUUAGCGCCGAUAAAUCAAGAGCCUGCACGACGGCGGAGAUCGCCGUAGAAAGGGAUAGUGAACUGCUUGGUGAGCAGAAAAGAAACAUAAUGCAACGCUUCAGCGAAACGAGGGAUACGUCCUCGACAGCUGCGAAUAUCCUAACAAAUAUAUCUAUUGCCGAACGAAAUUGAUUUAAUUCAGGCAAAAAGUAAUUUUAUAAAAAGAUAAUAUGACAUUUGCCGAACACAUUUUACUACAACGAUUUUAUAAUACAGAUUUGUACGAAGAUGUCUCGCGCUUUUUCAUCAGGACGAUGAAAUAGUAUCGCAAUGGCAAUAAAAAUGGAACGAUAAAUAUCAUUAAAUUACUGAAUAUACAAAUCGUCAUAUUAAAUGCUUGAAGUUUGAAAAUUACUGUUUUAGAUGCGCGGUCUAAAAUUCUCUUUUGCGGAUUCUCUAAUAAUCGAAUUCUAUCUGAACCCGCAAUGAAUUUCGUUUAACACGGAAAUGAGAGAAAUUUGAAUUUAUUUUCCUUUCUUUUUCAACAUCUACAUAAAAAAUUGACAAAAAAAGGGUGAUGGAAAAUAUUUCAAUUAUUUUUCACCGCCCGAAAAUGUUCAAGCUUUUCUAACAUCGGAAAAUGUAAUUGCAUUGACAUCUUCUCUAUGACUAAACGCAGAUUAAAUGAGUAUUUUGUCUCCGAUAUUUGUAGAAAUAUAAAUGUAAAAGUUUGCCGCUAUUCUUCUAUUAUAUCGCAGCGACAACAAGAUGCGAAAAAUCUUGUCAUUUAAUUCAUCAAUUUAAUUUGCGUUCCAAAGCAAUUUAUCAACUUGAUAAAACUGCGUGUAAUAGAUUUUUUUUAUUGGAAAAGUAUAUCAGAUGAAUCUUUAUCAGUCUAUCUUUUGUCGUAAUUAUUGUACAUAUAUUUGUAGGAUGAAGAUAAAAAUAGCUUUUAAAUACAUAAAUACUUUAAGAGUAACCUGUCAAAUACAUUAUUGACAGCAUAUUGACAUUGACCGCAGCAAGAAAAUUGUCUCGCCGCGGCGCCGGCGUCAUAGCGUCACGGUGUCACGUCAAUUAACAACCAUUUAACGAAUCGCUGAUGAUCGAAGCAGCGUGACGCUUUAGGGCACGAUAGGUCAAAGACUGGUAAAAGAAAAAGCGCGAAAAGAACUCGCACGUUUUAGUUCCUUACGCAAGUAUCGUUUUAUACAGUCAGAUUUUUGUGAUUCUCCUUUCUGUAUUUUUUUUCCCCCUAUUCUCUCUCCCAGUUCGCUUCCGUCGCGCUGCUCUUCCCGUUAUCUCACGUCCAUCACUUGAUUAAUAACAGGAGAGCGGAACGAGAAGACAAAUUGGAAGAGAAUGGGAAGACAUAAAGGAAAAAAUAUCAAGGUUUGACUGUGUACUUAUGAAAGCAAUAUUGCUGAUUGGAUCGAUCAGAGAUCGCGGAGAGAGAGAGAGAAAGAGAGAGAGAAGAAACAACGAUGUUACAGGCCUGAAAGCUUCUGACUGAUCAGCCCUACGGUCUUCCGCUUGUUACGUAUGUGUUUUCUAUUGAUAUACAUAUUUUAAAAUAAAAUAUCGAUACUCUUCAAGUA